Molecule: messenger RNA, 8798 nt
Organism: Musca domestica (house fly)
Lineage: Eukaryota; Metazoa; Arthropoda; Insecta; Diptera; Muscidae
Product: cytokine receptor
Exons: 14
Coding region: 757-4488 (1243 amino acids)
Molecular function (GO): protein binding
Source: RefSeq, a predicted model, not a curated record
CUCACUUUGGCGUUCUCAGCCAAACCGUGUGCGCCUCUUGCUGAGUACGGACGUGUCGCGAGUGCUCUGACGACGUGAGUGUUUCCCCAACGAGACGACCGACCAUUCCAAGUCAACCCGACAACGAAGAAAGAAAAAGUGUUUGAAAAAUAUUCUGUGUUGUAAACUUGUUGCUAAUACAAAAUUGCUAACUAAUCGGUGCGUUUGUUAUUAAACACAAUUCGAUACGUCAAUAAUCAAUCCGAGUGAAUAGAAAAAUAUUGAAAAAAUACCUAAUAGCUUUGCUAUGAUGGCAAACAAAUGAAAGAUGUCCACAGAAAAAAUGUAUAAUUAAUGCGAUAAUACAAAAAAGUUGUUUUUUUUUGAUACCAUAAAAAGCAGCAGAUGAAAUAGAGAAUGAGAGAUGACUUUUUAUAGUAUCCAACAACGAGUCCAAAGGAGAGCAAAGAGAAACAGGCAUGUGAAUUUCAUUCAUUCGUAUAACCACUAAACGUUACAAACGUACGAUCUCUGAGUGAAACGCGUACUAUUUUGGAAUACCAACAAACAUACAUAGUGACAUACACAUUCGAAUGCAUGGAGGCCUUUAUGAGAACAACAAAUCGAUUAGCACCUCGAUGAUUACCUAUGGAUGAAGAGUUUUGCUCCACCAUCGUCAACUGAAGCGAUAAUCACGAUACACCUCCAAUCGUUAUUUGCAGCAACAGCAACGCGAAAGUGAAAAAUAAAAUAAACCGUUGAAAGGAGUCAACGACAAUGGUGCUCUUCAGUGGUCAUCGUUCUCACAGAAUUUGCUUUUGUUGUUGGCUGAUGAUAUUGCUGACGCUCAAUGGAUAUGCGGGAUUGGUAUCAGCAGCGACGUCUGUAGAUCCUCCUGGAAAAGUGGAACCGAAAACGCUGUCCCUGCUAAUUGGAUCAAAUGGGACGAUAACAUGUCGUCUGUCCGAACCCAAAAGUUCCGAAAUAUGGUUUUACAAGGAGAAUUCUGAACGUGGAAUUUAUCAACCUUCUGACGAAAUACAGAUAAUAGAUCAAUAUACGGCUGCAUUAAUAAUACAGAAUGCUACAGAACAAAAAAGUUGGUAUCAGUGCAUGGUGGACAAGCAGGGCAUUGGAUUAUCCCAACUUCAUGUUGGAAAAUCGCCACAAAAUGUUACAGAUUUUUCCUGCAUAGUCUAUGAUUACGAAUAUAUGCAAUGCAGUUUUACGAGACCAGAGAACAUGCUCAUGACCGAGUAUGAACUGGAGUACAGAUUUGCUAAUGAUAACUCCAAACACAAAUGCAAACUUUCCGAAGACCCGGAACAGUUUCAAAAAUUGCACUGCAACAUCACAAAUUACCUACCAAUUAGAGACAAAUACCUUUUCACUUUGAUUGGCAAUAAUGCUGGCGGCAGAAAGGCCCAAAAAUUUGUUAUCAAUAAUCACAAAAUAGUAAUACCAUCACCACUAGAACUGCGUGUACAGAACAUCACGAGUAACAGUGCUACGCUUACAUGGGAAAAAAUCAAAUUCAGCUACUAUCGCAAGGGUUUAUUAUAUGAAAUUAGAAUUCCCGAAGCCAACUGGAUACGAACUGGCACAAUGGUACACCCCGAAGACUCCGUUAUCGUUAAUAAUUUGUAUUCGUACUGGACAUACCACGUAGAGAUUCGUGUGAAAUCUAAGAUUGUCGAUGCACAGAAUGACCGGUUCUGGAGUAAAACAUCCACGCGAACUUUUAGCACCAAAACAAAACGGCCCGACAAGGCUCCCGAUACACCAUGCGGAAGUUUUUACAUCGACAGCACUGAGACACAGCUGCGCCUCUACUGGGGUCAUCUGCCCGAGUUCGAACAUUGCGGCCCUGGCUUUCAUUAUCUAGUCAAUGAAAUCGAUUCAGAUGGUCUUGUAAUACAAAGUACAGUUGUUAAUGACACCACCUUGUCUUUGCCCUGGAAAAAUGUAAGCAUGCAGCGUUUCAGCAUCAGGUCGGCCAACGAUAUUGGUCCGAGUGUUGAGGACAACGUCAUCAAUGUCUAUCGCAGCGGCAGCCCUCAGUAUGAGCUAAACGAGAACAAUAUUGCCAAAGUUUAUCACAACAGCAGCUAUACACUAUCCUGGUCUCCGCCGGCAAAUCUCAACGAAUUGGUCAACUACACAGUAUUUUGGUGUUUGCCGAAAAUUGAAUUACCAAAUCAAUGCAAGGGUCCCAUCUCCUACAAGUAUUUGGACAAGUACACAACCAACUUUACCACGGAGCCCAAAGAUCGCAGUUUAAAUUUGGCCAUAUCUGCCAAUUAUCCACACUACAAUAAAGGCAUGCAGUGGGCUCGCUGUUCAGCCGAAGUAUCCAGUGAACUUAUGAAAGUCGAACUGGAAGUUACAGCUAUUAACGAUAGUUCCGUGUUGGUGAAAUGGAACUCGGGCAGCGUGUGUUCUUCAAUCCUGAAAGGUUACAAUUUGACAUAUUGUCAAGUUUCGGAUGAGAGAAAAUGUAUCAGCCCCCAACACACAAUUCAACUUUUCCGUGAAUACCGCAACUAUACCAUACAAAGGCUGUCCCCAUAUACCACAGUCUGCAUCACAAUGUUCAUGUUCUCGCCGAGCAAUCAGGGACCUGUCAGCGAAUACACAUGCGUGCGCACCAAAGCAAGCGCUCCAUCGCCACCAAAGAACGUUUUAGUAAAUCGGACAACAGUGACAAGUAAAUCGGCAAAAAUUGAAUGGAGUCCACCAGAUGUUCUCAAUGGCAUAUUGACUGGUUAUAAAGUAUAUUGGCGAAAAAAGACAUACAAACCAUUUGAAACCGCUACAAUCGACAUUAAUCAAACCUCUUUCGAGCUGACAGGUCUUAGUAGUUUCUCUGACUAUGAAGUCUACGUCACAGCACAUACAGUCGAAGAGUCGGAACCCAGCAGAUCAGUUUUUAUACAAACAUUAAUCGGAAUUCCAUCCAGCCCCCGAAAUAUCAGUAUUUCGGACUACGAGCCCGUUAUCCAUUGGGAACAGCCCGAUGUGCCAUCUGGUCAACAUGUAUUCUAUGUUGUGGCGUUGAUACAUCGCUAUACUGAAAAUGAGUCUGUUUAUGAACGUGUUUCGGUCGUAAGGGGACGCAGUUGCCGGUUCCAAGUGCCAGAGUGCACGUCAUCUAAAAUGUCUUACGCCCUGGAAGUGCGAGCCGUCAAUGUCGGCAAACAAAACGAAAUUGAUAGGGAAAUAAAACCAAUGAACAAAGACGUAAUAUUAGCUGGGGCCAAAAUUGAUCCAAGCUUUUGUAAGCCAGACAGUGAAAAGGAGAAUUACAAUUAUGAGUUGCUGGUCGAGGGAGACACAAGGUCAUACUUUGCGUCUCCCUGGAUAGAUGCUCGGCACUCGUAUUACUGCUCGCCCGACACAAAGGCUUCGCUAUAUGCAGUAGCCUUUGUUAUUUUAAUUGCUUUUGCAACUUACCUUUGUUAUUGGGUACGCAACAAAUACUACAAAAUGAAAAAUAUUAAGGUUAUUUUACCAGAGGGUCUAGUGGAUCAAGAGUCCAAUUACAAAUUGGCCGGAAGUACCCUUCCCAAAAACUGCGCUCUGGAUCCAGGUGCAAAGAAAGAAUUUCACUCGGAUAUUUCGCGUAGUAAUGAUUGUCUCGUUGCAUUCGAGCACAAGGACAACCUCAACUUAAUUUCAAAUUUCCAUAAUCGGUCACCAAAUCCCUUGUCAUCGCUCUCAUCGUCGAGCAGUUCAAAGGAUCAUCACAACGAUGACAACAUGGGCGAGCAUCCAUCCCUUGAAACCACAAACGAAGAACUAAGCUCUAAUUCAAGUGCUAGUUCGCAUUCCAAUUUGAACUAUCAUAGUCAUCAUCAAAUACCAAAACUAUCAGAGAUUGAUAGCAAAAAUACAACAUUGGACGUUGCCUCAGUGGAACAACUGCAAGAUGAAAUGAAUAGCGACGAGAUCGAAUAUAAUGACGAAGACAUUGAGCCCACCUUAAACAAUAGUGGUUAUGUAACGCACAACACCCAGCUGUUGGCUUCUCUUCUGAAUACAGCGGAAAGACCAGUUCCACCAUCAUUUCACACACCAUUUCCAGCCAUGACCACCGACGGUUACAUUCAGCCGAGUGCUGCAAAACAAUUGUUUCAACCUCAAAUACAUCAUCCACCUCCACCAACCUCACAAAAUGGUUACACAUGCAUAGAAGCACUUAGCAAGAUGACCACUAUGCCUGACAAUGGAACGGUACAAAAUGUGACGUCGCCCACCAACACUGCAUUGCCACAUUCGCAGAAUUUUCCAACAAACAGUGGGCCAGCACAAACAUCACCAGUCAUCACAGAUCUGGAGGACAUAGACCUUCGUAGGAAAGACAUACGCUCGCCAAAUGCAGCAACUGCAGGAACAGCGGUUCUCCAACAACCAAAUAAUAACAACAAUACCAUUUACGGUUAUGUAACACAACAACAAUUGGCGAACUUUGGCACCAACGUUGCACUGGCGAAGGAAUUAAAUACUUAAUUUCAUUGGACACAAUGUCCUACUACGGUCCAAGUCAUAGGUCAUGCUCCUCGCUAGGAUAGGAGCAAGUAAUGAAUGUGCGUUUUUGCAUAGGCAACAACUUAUCUAACUUCUCGAAUUUGAAAUUCAUUGUGCUAGUUACCUGUCGAUUCAAGACAAUUUGUUGUUAUUAUUAAAUUGACUGUUUAAACAAUUGUUGUUUCAUCCUAUUAUCCUUAGAUAUAAUAUUUAAACAAAAAUUCAUAUUGACUUUUUUAGGUGUUAUCCCAGAAUAAGAAAAGUCCUUCGACGCAUGAUACAAUCAGUUACAAGGAAUGUCUAGUAAUCACCUGCUGAAUACAAGGUGUACUUCUGUUGGAACACAUACGUAGUUUUUGUAUGUGAAUGUAUUGUUUCGAAUAAUAUGGGAAUUUAAUUUUAAUGUUUAUACCCUACAACACUAUGUGUUGGGGGUAUUAUAAGUUUGAUUGGGCCAGAAUUUAUGUAACACCUCGAAAUAUUGGUUUCCCAUAUAGGAAAGUAUAUAUGGAUCUUCCUAGCUCGCCGAGCUGAGUCGAUCUAGCUAUGUAUGUCCGUCCGUCCGUCUGUCCGUCUGUCCAUGUUAAUUUGUAAUCACUCUACAGGUCGCAAUUAUGGUCCGAUCUUCACGAAAUUUAGAAUGGAGGUGGGGUUAGGGUCAGAAUAGAAGCCUAUUUCUUUUGGAGAUGAUUGCUAAAUGUUUAGGGGUUGAAAUGGACCAAAUACUGAAAAAAUAUCGGAUUUUGCAACAGCUAUACAGGUCGCAAUUAUAGACCAAUCGAAUUUCGUAUGUAGCUAGAAUUUAGGGCGGGGAAGAAGCCUACCAAUUUCGGUGGUCAUCGGAUAAUAUUUAGCGGGUAAAAUAGACCAUAUCUUUUGUGUUGAAAAAAUUCAACACUUUUCAUUAAACCGGGAAUAUUUUAAAUCCCGGCGAAAUCACGAAGCCAUGACAAGGUUACUUCUGACCUUUACAUUGAUGUUAACAUCCAUCAAAUCGGAUAUAUUGCAAAAUAUGUGCGAUAUAUAUGUCUAUCAAAGAAGAUAUGCUUGAAAGAUCUCUUAUAUGUCGAGAACGGCUGAACUGAUUUCGACAGUUCUCAUUAAUUCAGAAUGGCCUCUUGGCAGGAAACAUAAAACGUCUAAAAAAUCUCAUAAAAAUAUCUUUCUAAAGCUAACAAAACUAAGUAGUUAGGAUAUCAGGAUAUCAUAUACAGAUCGCAUUUAUGACCCGAUCCUUACGAAAUUUUGCGUGGGUAUAAGAUGAGGGUCAGAAUUGAAGCCUAUUCUUUUUUGGAGAUGAUCGCAAUAUAUCUAGGGGUUGAAAUUGACCAAAAAACUGCAAAAUUGUCAGCAGGUAGUAAUUAUCGCCCGAUCCUCACGCACAUUUGAAUUGGGGUUACCGGACAUUGCAAAAGCCAAGCAGUUUUGGAUGGCCAUCCAAAAAUAUUCAAUGUGCGAAAUAGUUUGCCAACUUUUGUAGACAAAAUACGAAAAUGUCCAUUCCAGUGUCUUUGUAGAAUUCACAAAUACAGGAAAGAAGCACUUCUGACUAUUUCGUUAACGCUGAUUUCGUGGAAGAAUAUAGUCAAAUGUCUGUAUCUCAUAUAGAUGCGUUUCAGUCAAAAACCAAUAAUAAAUAUUAAUCUUUUGCCACUUCUGAGAGAUUAUAGGUCUUUGGGAAAUAUUGGUUCCAGAUCUAAGAAGACCAUUUACGUACAACAUCUACCAAUAAAUUGGAAAUGAGGAAAUUCGUUUAAGUUGCAAUUAAUCGAAAAUUAGAGAACGAAACCUGAUGGUUUUCUUUUUUAUUUGUCACAAUAUUUUGUGGAAUUCUUUCGAGUAUCUCGCCUAUAUAAACUGUAUGGUUUAUUAUAGUGUUGUAGGGUAUUCAACGGUCGGCCCCGCUCGACUGUAGCCUUUGCUUACUUGUUUUAAGAUCUAUUCAGUUUAAAAUUCGUUUUUUUUUUUUUGGGAAUACUUGUUUUAGUUUUGAAAUAUAACAAUAUUACGAACCCGUUAUUAUGAAAAUCCCCUGAUGUUCCCUUCGUUUUCGUGAUUUUGCCCUAAAUUAAAAAAGUGUCAUAUAAACAAAAUAAAUUGUUACUUUUGUUGUGAGGAUUGUUGGGAUUAGCAUGACUCUGUUUUCAACCUGUCCUAUCUUGUAUAUGCUUGUAUCAUGCUUCGAUCCAUUUGUGGCCAACAUAUACAUAUAUUUUUUGAUUAAUAAGUAAAUAUUGUGUACAUAACAUAGAGAUAUAUCGUAUUAAGGAUAGGGCACUAUAUUUUAUAUGAUGUAUUUAUUUUUCAUUGAUUCUCACAAAUAAAUUUUCGGAGCACACAUACACCCACACACACACCUUAAGCAGUCAAUAUCUAGUUCGAUACUCAUCACAACUUUGCCAUUAAUGUUAAUUGUUAAAAUAUUUUACGACACAAUAUAAUUGUACUCAAUAUACAAAAAUUAUACAAAAUACAUAUAUCUAUAUAUACAACCAUGAAAAUAUACACAUAGGAUUUAUUUAUAGUUAGAUUUACACACACACGUACAAUAUUUUAAGACAAUUCUUUUAAAAACUCGAUAUACAUGGGUUAGCAGUGACAUAGACCAUUGGCCAAGGUCGACCUGGGGCAAGAGCAAGUGUGCCGUUUAGAGUCUGCCAGGGGACCAUAAAGCCAAGCCCUUGAUAGGGUAAAUAUCGCUGCAUAACUUCAGCCUCACGAAAAUAUAGGCAAAUUGAAUGCCGCUCGUAAUAAUGAUUUCUAAAUUCAAAAAGUUCACAUCUUCGAAACUAUUAGCGUAUAUCUCGUCGGUGCAGGUGAUUUAUCAUGACAUAUUUUGUGCAUUUUCACCUAUUCCGGAUGCUUUGACAUGGCAUUUUCGUUUCUGCGACAUAUUUGAAAUAAAUAAGAAAAAGAGGAUCUUUAAAGUCACUAUAUUAGUACUGAUGACAGACAAAUGCCUCGGUAUCAAAGAAAUUACAAAAAAACAAAUGGCCAAAUUAGUUGUUUUUUACAAUUGAUUGAAAUAGAAACCAAUUUAAUUCAAUGCGUUAAACUAACAACGUAAAGAAGGAAAUGUGAAGGAGUCGAGAUGUUUUCGAUGAGAAGUUCAGUUGUUUCAAUAAAUAUGAGAAAUUAUGACAUCACAUGGAACUACUUUCAUUAAAUUUAGCAGGGUCUUUUAUAAGUGUUGAUCAAUGUCUUUUUUGUGCCACUCAACUUAAAAUAAUAAAGAAAUAAAUAUUUUUUUUUAGUUACUGUGAAAGCUAUUAAACAAAGUAUUUAUAUACAUAUAGAAGAGCAUGGGGAACAGUUGCCAAAUAUCUUUUGUUUUAAAAAAAUAUUGUUGCAGUAUUUAGCAUUUAAAAAAUUGUUCACCCUGCAAAUGUGUAGGAUGGAACACAAUUAGGUCAGUUUUUAAAACUACACUACUUUUACUGAUGCUCACAAGGGUGGGCACUGUGAAGUCAAAUUACAAGGGCUGGUAUGCCGUAAUAUAUUGAUCAACCAAAAUUUUUAAAGUGCGUUAAGGAUUGGCUGGAAUAUUGAUUCUGAAAAUGUUCUUUUAUGUUGCUCUACCUAUUUUUAUAGGUGUUCGUGCACAGUUUCUAGCGAAAAAUUGCAACUGCAAAUUCAUUAGAAGAGAUUCAAGGCUGAGAGAUUGUUAUUUUAUUAAAAAAGCCAAUUACAAGCUCAACGAAUGAACAUUUCGCUGAAGUUUUGAAAAAGAAAUCGAUUAUUAUUAUUCCAAUAAAUACGGCAAAUACAUAAUUUAAGAUAUAAAAAUCUACCAUUGUAAAUUGCAAAAAGACUUAAUAUACACAUGUAUUUUAUUUGAUACAAAACAAACAAUAUACUCUUGUAAAUAAUAAUAUUAUCCUCCAAUACCGGCUGACUUUCAAAAUGUGUCAAACAAAGUCUGUCUCCGACUGUACAACUAAACAACAAUAUCUCUAAAACCAACAUUUAUUUGGUGCUAAAACCGUUCAUUGUUUUAAGUUCGUCAACAUAAAAUACAAAGCUACAAGGACUACGCGAUUUAUUUCUUAAUAGGCGUUUUCAGAUGGUAUACCUUGCAUUUUGUGUAAUUCAACAUAAUGGUCCUGACAUUUUGAAAUCAGCCACUUACCCAUAAUUAUUUUCCGUGUGCAUAUUAUACGACGCUGAAAAACUUAUUUAUGGAAAUACAUACACACCUAAAUACCUAUUUAUGUUAUUGAAAUUAAAGAAUUUUAUAAAUAAAAUUUUAAAUUUUACAAAUAAACAAAAUGGAAUUUUAACAUACUGUAUAA